AGACUGUACAUGUUGCUGGUGACCACCAAGACCUCCAACAUCCUGGAGGACCUCGAGACCCUGCGUCUCUUCUCUAGAGUGGUCCGUCUCUCUCUCUGACACUGUUUGCUCCUUCCCCCAGUACUCCUAAUGUCUCUAGAGUGGUCCGUCUCUCUCUCUGACACUGUUUGCUCCUUCCCCCACUACUCUUAGGCCACUCCAAGUUGUUUGCCGGUUUCUGGUCCGCCGCCCGCACCCAUUUCAAGAGAGCGCAGUUUUGGUCAUUAUUCACUAUACAUACCUAUGCUGCGCUUGUGUGUAGCAUUUGCCUGGUUUUGACAGUCUUCCCACUAUGAAUUUUUGUGGUCAUAUUAUUAAGUGUACUAAUGACAUAAUGAGUAAACCCGCCCACCUGCAUCUUGAUUUGAAAAGACUCUGACCAGAAACCGGAAUGCAACUUGGAGUGGCCUUAUUGUCAAUUCUCAUACAAUUUGUCUUCCUUGACUAGCUUCUUAUCUCUCUUCUCCUUAUUCUUCAUUGUAGGUAUCUGUGUUUGUCACCUUAAUUUCGCUUUCCCGACCCCUAUCUCACCUUAGACGAUGUUACAAUCCCUAUCUUGCCUCUAUUUCCCUUCUACUAUCUUUCCAGUCUCGUUUUGAUGCCUCAUACAUUACAGUGCAAGCUCCCUUUUCUCUAUUCUUGUUGCAUUAUUUUCACCACAUGUGCAAAAAUUUCUAUCUGCUUAUGAUAUUUCUCACAUGAUUCUCUUCAUUUCCGUCUCCUAUACCUGGAAAAGAUGUUUUUUUGCAUGUAGCGCAUGAACAGAAGCAGCUACAAAGGUGUGGUUUUCAUUGUUGUAUUCAUCGUGCAUUGCACAUUUGAACGAUAUUAUGCGUAACUGAGUUUUUUUAGCUGAAAUGUACGUACUUUUUCCCGUAGUGGGUCACAUAUAUAAUCUUGCUCAAACUUUUCCUCUUUUCCUUGCUCUAAACUUACAUCUCCCUCCUUCCUUGUGUGUGUGUCAGUGUCCAUCUGCAGGUGACGGAGCGACUGAGUCUGGUGGCUGGGAGGGACGGAGGCCUCCAGUCCAUGGAGAUACUAGGGAUGAUCAUGCUGAGGAUCACAGAGCAGGAAUUCAGAGUUCUGAUGGAUAACAAGGACCAGAGAGGGCUACAGUUUCAGGGAUGCCAAACGGAGGACUGGUGAACGUGUUUCUGUGUCACUGGCAACUGGCAAAGGAUGCUUUCGAGAGUGCACUCCAAUUGGAGCCCACCAACACGACUCUGAAGAACAACAUUGCAGUGUGUACCUUCUACCAGGGAUACCUUCAGGAGUGUACCAGGGAGUUGGAGGGAGUGGUGAGAUGGAGUCCUCCCUCCUCCCUCCAGCCUGCCCUCCUCACCAACCUCACGGCGACCUACGACCUUGAGUCUAGCUCCACCCACUCCAAGAAACUCUCCUUCCUCCCUCUCUUGGGACAACAUGUGGGGGAGGGGUUUCCCCUCUCCUCUCUCGGUCUUUGAUGAGACUGGACA
Molecule: messenger RNA, 1514 nt
Organism: Geodia barretti
Lineage: Eukaryota; Metazoa; Porifera; Demospongiae; Tetractinellida; Geodiidae
Source: the annotation of a GenBank genome assembly